Gavia stellata (red-throated loon) is the source of this 673-nucleotide messenger RNA. It is a transcript of the gene SLC50A1, whose product is annotated as solute carrier family 50 member 1. Gene Ontology annotation, cellular component: membrane. Gene Ontology annotation, molecular function: sugar transmembrane transporter activity. The coding region runs from base 25 to 630 and encodes 201 amino acids. The transcript has 6 exons. NCBI's taxonomy places the organism in Eukaryota, Metazoa, Chordata, Aves, Gaviiformes, Gaviidae. Gene Ontology annotation, biological process: carbohydrate transport. The record is from RefSeq and is a predicted model, not a curated record.
GCCUGCCUGGGCUGCAGCCUCGCCAUGUUCGGGACCGGCCUGUCCGACCUGCGCCAGAUGUUGGCAACCAAGAGCGUGGAGAACAUUCAGUUCCUGCCCUUCCUCACCACCGACGUCAACAACCUGAGCUGGCUGGGCUACGGCUGCCUGAAGCAGGACUGGACGCUGAUCGCCAUCAACACCAUCGGGGCGACCCUGCAGACCCUCUACAUCCUGGCGUACCUCUACUACAGCCCCGCGAAGCGCCCCGUGCUGCUGCAGAGCCUGCUGCUCCUGGCCGUGCUGGCAGCCGGCUACGGCUACUUCACCCUCCUGAUUGCCGACACGCGGACGCGCCUGGCGCACCUGGGGCUCUUCUGCAGCGUCUUCACCAUCGGCAUGUACCUCUCGCCGCUGGCUGACCUGGCCAAGAUUGUCCGGACCAAGUCAACGCGCUGCCUGUCCUUCCCCUUGACCGUUGCCACCUUCCUGGCCUCCACCAGCUGGACACUGUACGGCCUGCAGCUCCGUGACCCCUACAUCACGGUGGGUCCCGAACGUGCCGGGAUUGUCACGAGCGUCGUGCGGUUCUGGCUCUUCUGGCGGUACCCGCCGGGCCAGGACAAGCCCUACAGAGCCCUGCACGCUUGAGGGGGCCCCGCCGGCCCCCGAGGAAGGAGCCCACGAUGAAGGA